AUGAAAGACUCCACCUUGUGCAUCCUUGGCUGCGGCAACCUCGGAACACCCAUAUUGAAGAGUUUGAUUGAGGCACCAGAAGGUUCUGGAGUUCCCUUCACCCAUUUCAUAGCCUGCGUGCACAGUGCCGCAUCGGAAGAACGUUUAGCAAAGCGCUUCCCCAAGGAGAAAGAGUCUGGAAAACUAGUCAUUUCACGGGGUCAAAACGCCAAAGCAGUCUCAGAUGCCGCCGUCGUAAUUUUAGGCGUGGACCCGGCGGAUGUUGAAGCGACGCUGAAGGGUGACGGCCUCGCGGCGGCUCUCAAAGGAAAACUCCUCAUCAGCAUAUGCGCAGGUUGGGCGCGCAAGAGUCUGGAAAGGAUCAUCUCCUCCGGCCAAGCCUCUCCCAGCAAAGAAGAGCGAACAUGGGUUCUCGUUACUCUGCCUAACGUCGCGGCGCAGGUGUCCCAAUCGAUUACCGCAAUUGAAGACCCAGAUCCAGAAACCCCCCACAAGCACGUCAAGACAUGCGAGGCCAUAUUCAACCAGAUCGGACGCACAGUGCAACUCGCGCCAAAACUCAUGCCCGCGGCAUCUGUGCUCGGCGGUGCAACACCCGCCAUGUGGGCCAUUAUCUGUGACGCCUUCAUCGAUGCGUCUGUCGCUAUAGGCGUCCCCAGGAAAUCUGCACAGGAGAUGAUCUACCAGAGUAUGCGGGGCUCGGCGGCAAUGCUACAAAGCGGAAUCCAGCCGGGAGAGCUGCGAGAUAUGGGAACGAGCCCUGAGGGGUGCACGAUUGGCGGCAUUAUGGUUAUGGAGGAGAUGGGUGUGAGAGGAGCAUUGGGGAAGGCGCUGCGGGAGUCUGUGACACUUGCACGGCUGAUGGGAAGCGAGAGGGAUGACUUGCAUGUUAAUGAUACGAGGGACAAUACGGGGAAGCAUUAA
Molecule: messenger RNA, 924 nt
Organism: Didymosphaeria variabile
Lineage: Eukaryota; Fungi; Ascomycota; Dothideomycetes; Pleosporales; Didymosphaeriaceae
Exons: 2
Coding region: 1-924 (307 amino acids)
Biological process (GO): L-proline biosynthetic process
Molecular function (GO): pyrroline-5-carboxylate reductase activity
Source: RefSeq, a predicted model, not a curated record